Racocetra persica is the source of this 256-nucleotide messenger RNA. NCBI's taxonomy places the organism in Eukaryota, Fungi, Glomeromycota, Glomeromycetes, Diversisporales, Gigasporaceae. The record is from the annotation of a GenBank genome assembly.
AAUUAACCAAACAUCUUUAAGCCAAUUCACCACCCAACAACUCCUCUCCGAACUUCAAAAAAGAAAAACCCAACAAUUAAUAGCCGUUUUUAACCAAGACAAGUUAACCAAUGGCACUAUCAAACUUAACCAACAAUUUUUAAAGAAAUUAAAAGUGGGUGAAAUCACUAGUAUGAAAUUAGAUCAGAAUAUUUUGUGCUUAAUUACUGAAAAAGAUACUCUAUUAGCCCAAUUGAUUAAAGAAAAUGCCAAAUAA